Helianthus annuus (common sunflower) is the source of this 285-nucleotide messenger RNA. RefSeq names its product cysteine proteinase inhibitor A-like. NCBI's taxonomy places the organism in Eukaryota, Viridiplantae, Streptophyta, Magnoliopsida, Asterales, Asteraceae. The transcript has 2 exons. Gene Ontology annotation, molecular function: cysteine-type endopeptidase inhibitor activity. The record is from RefSeq and is a predicted model, not a curated record. The coding region runs from base 1 to 279 and encodes 92 amino acids.
AUGGCGGUUGUUGGAGGAAUUUCCGAAUGUAAGGGCAAUAGUAACGGUGUCGAUUUCGAUGACCUUGCUAAAUUCGCCAUCGCGGAACACAACAAGAAGGAGAAUGCUGCUCUGGAGUUUGUGAAAGUAAUAGAAACAAAGGAGCAGGUGGUACAGGGUGCCAUGUAUUAUAUCAAAUUGGAAGCAAAUGAUGGUGGUGAGAAGAAAACUUAUGAAGCCAAGGUGUGGGUUAAGCCAUGGGAGAAUUUCAAGGAAUUGCAGGAACUCAAACUUGUUUGAUGCUGC